UCGUUCUAGAAUAAAGUAUAAGCCUCAUUCGAGGUUAUGUAGUUCCCCUCCACUGCACCGAGUCAGACCCACCAUGUAUAAUUGAUAGGCUUUUGUAUGUUUGAAAGUAUAGCCGCUUUUAAUAGCUAGCCAAGGCAAGGCAAUCGAGAACUCGGUUUUCAUGCCCUAUAUUCUCGGCACACUCGAUACGAUCUCUCAUUCUAAUUUCUGAUUAAUAUUCUCUCCCUAUGUUCUCUUUUCUAUGUUUUUUUCGUACCUUUUCAACAGCAAAAGGGAGCUGUGUUUUUCUCUGCUUCUAGUCUUUCUUAAAGUUAAGUUGUAAAAGGAUAAACUUGAGAUCCAUCAUCGCUAAGCAGACCUUCAUUGAUCUAUGAGAUUGUCCUUUGCCGAUCAGGCAAGUUUGCUUAGGCGACUUUUAUUGACCAGAUCUGAUUCUCUGAAGGUAGAUUGAAUUGUGAAGAAAAAGUGAUGGGGUUUACUCUGUUGGUAUUGAGAUGGCGAAUCGACUUAAAAAGGAUGAGAAGAAUGAGAGAACUAUACGGAAUCUUCUGAAGCUUCCUAAGAAUCGCAGAUGUAUCAACUGCAACAGUUUGUGAUGGCCCCACCACCCUGGCAGCUGACGCCCCAGUUGACGGAUCACUGCAACAGACAGCUAAGGAUGCUGCAGAGUUUGAGCCCAUCGAUGAUCCGUUAGAUUAGGAAUUUUUAAGAAUUUUUUUAGUAUUUGCAUUGUAAAAUGUACACUAUAUUCACUACAAGAAAAUAUAACAUUACUGAUAGGUAUAUGUAUAAUCCUCCCGCAAAAAGACUGAAAAGCCCUUCAUUAAGGGUAGGAUGGUCAUUUCCGCGACCGGAUCCGCGUACUUCGUAACGGGCGGGUCGCAGAGGACCCGACCCGGGUCGUAGGAGGUGACAGAAGACCCAGACAAUGACGGCCAUCCGAUUAGAAUGGGAUCAACCAGAUGAGGCCACGUGACCCAGUACUUGCCGUACAACUGUGUACUAUAAAUAGACCCCGAUACGCCAUAAAUGAGGUAACUGCUAUACAUUUAUUGAGAUCGAACCUUGAGAUAGAAUACAUUUCUCUCGAUCAACCUAACUUGAGCGUCGGAGGGUCAUUGUCGGGGACAUACCCGACGAGCUCACGGUUCUUGUUUUAUUCUCAGGGGAUCCAAAACCUGUUCCGGAAGAAUUAGUCGAACAGCUGUGAGAUCGUCUCAGGAGAUAGAAUAAUUCGACCCGGAUCAGUUGGCGCCGUCUGUGGGAACUUCUGAGAAUUCUAUCGUUAUGGAGGGUUCAUCGAGGAGAAACGCCGCCGAGGAAGAAACACCCAGGAGAGGAGCAGGUGCAACCAUCCAAAUCACACAGGAUGAGCUGCAAAGGAUGAUAGACGAGGCAAGCCGAAAGGCUAUAGUAGAAUAUGAACGGAGAACAGCGACCCCCCUGGUCAAAGAAACUGCUAGAAGGCAGCUAUUUGAAAACGUGGAGCCAAUAAGAGAGUCAAGAGUUCAGGGAGAACAUGAUCACCGCAGUAAGCGACCGGCAUCAUCCGAUGCAGGUUCCAGCAGUCAUGGACGCGCGAAAAGAAGAGAGCCGGUCAUAUCCAGGGCCGAAGUGGAGAGCGUGGGCAAACAGAUACAUAGCUUGAACAAACAGAUCGACGAGUUGAAGAAACGAGGGGAGAUCGUCGCGCAGAACAAGAACUCCCCUUUCUGUAACGAAAUCCUGGUUUAGACCGUUGAGCCCGGGUUCAGAGUGCCCGAUUUAAGGAGAUAUGAUGGGAUGAGAGACCCUCAGGAGCAUGUGGCCGCCUUUGAGAUGGUGAUGAAUCUUUACGGACAGUCAGCCCCGAUAAUGGCAAAAUUGUUCGCGACCACACUGACGGGAAAAGCUCAAGAAUGGUUCACGAACCUACCCCGUGGAAGCAUCGAGUCCUACGAGCAGCUCGUGCAAAAGUUCAAUUUCCAUUUUGCGAGCAAGAAGAAACAAAAGAGGUCGGUCACCCAUCUGUUUAACAUCCGACAAAGAGAAGACGAGACGCUGAAAAAUUUCAUGGGUCGAUUCAACAAUGAGACCCUGGAGGUGCAAGAGCUGAGGAUUGACAUGCUUGUGAGUAUCCUCAUACAUGGACUCAGGAAGGGCUCUUUCGCCUCCGCCCUCACGCGCGACCCGCCCUACGAUGUGGAGCAACUGAUGGCGAUAGCGCAGAAGUAUAUUGACGAAGAGGAGAUGAACGCGAUGAAAGAUUCAGAGCGAAGGGAGCGGGAAUAUAUUCCCAGACGACCUCAUGAUGGAAGAGGAGGAAAUGACAAACCAAAAACGGAGAAACGGAAGGAGCCUAAAUACGUGCCAAAAUACCACAACUACACUCCCCUAGCCAUGUCCCGGGAGAAGGCUCUGAUGAUGGUAGAAAAUGCUGACGUGCUGAAAUGGCCUAGACAUACGAGGUACACUCCUACCAAGAAGAUGUCUAACAAAUACUGCCGCUUUCAUCGGGAGAGAGGACACAGCACAGAGGAGUGCUAUCAACUGAAGGACGAGAUCGAAAGGCUCGUUCGUCAGGGACACUUCCGAGACCGCGUGCCCCCAAAUUGUAAGAUCGGCGGGGGAGGAAGGAGAAGCAGAUCGAGAAGCCCGGACCGAGAUAGAAAUCCGGGCCCAUCAAGGACAGACAAACCCCCGAUGGGUGGGAACAACGCACCCACAAAGGGUGUCAUAUACACAAUAGCGGGGGGAUCGACUGCGGGAGAUUCGGGUCGAACACGGAAAAGAUGCGCCCGGACAGCCGGAUUGGUGAGACAGAAAGAAUUCGUGCUGAAGGUGGAGGGUGAAGAGGCCAUCUCAUUUAAUAGCUCGGACAGAUUGGAGGACGGCGGAGAGAACGACCCCAUGGUCAUCAAGCUUGACAUCGCGAACUUCACCGUCCACAAAGUGCUGAUAGACAGUGGGAGCUCGGCGGACAUCAUUUUCAAAAAUAUCGUGGACCGGAUGGGGCUGGAGAAUGCGAGGCUCGAGCCCGUGAAAACUCCCCUGGUCGGAUUUGGAGGAAGCGAAGUGGCCUCGCUUGGGACGAUAGAGCUGCCGGUGUCCAUGGGCGAAGAGCCGAAGAGAAAAACGCUGAUGGUCAAAUUCCUAGUGGUUGAUACCCCGUUCACGUACAAUGUCAUACUGGGUCGGCCGGGGUUAAAUUCGUUCAGGGCGGUUAUCUCCACAUACCAUAUGAAGAUGAAAUUCCCCACUGAAUAUGGAAUCGGGGAGGUAUCAUGCGACCAGAAGGAGGCUCGCAAAUGCUACAACUUGUCGGUAAAGGGAGAGCCGAGGUCGAAGAAACAGAAGGUCAGGGAGGACGCGGAGCCCCGACCGUAUGAAGCUGAACACCUGAAACCCAGCGAGGAAUACAAGGCUAUUCAGCUCGCCACAGAGGACCCCAGCAAGACGACCAGGAUAGGUUCCAGCCUCAACGAAGGGGAGAUGGCCAUGAUAGACUUUCUAAGAAAAAAUGCGGAUAUGUUCGCGUGGAGUCCGUCGGAUUUCACCGGGAUCGACCCGGAGGUGAUCGUACAUCGGUUGAAUGUAGACCCCACUGCUCGACCUGUGCAGCAGAGGAAGAGAAAUUUCAGCAAGGAAAAGAACGAUGCUAUCCGGCAAGAGGUCGAGAAGCUGCUGAAAGCUGGAUAUAUAUCGGAAAUCCAAUACACAAACUGGCUCUCCAAUGUAGUGCUCAUCCCAAAAUCUUCAGGAAAAUGGCGGAUGUGUGUGGAUUUCACGGAUCUGAACAAGGCGUGCCCUAAGGACCCGUACCCGCUGCCGCGGAUCGAUACCAUGGUGGAUUCGACCGCAGGGUUCGAACUCUUUUCGAUGAUGGAUGCAUAUCAGGGAUAUCACCAGAUCCAACUGGCAGAAGAGGAUAGAGACAAAACCUCCUUCGUUACGGAUAAGGGGAUUUAUUGCUACAACAUGAUGCCAUUUGGACUGAAGAAUGCGGGGGCAACCUACCAGCGAUUGGUUAAUAAGAUGUUCGGGGACCUGCUCGGAAGAACCAUGGAAGUAUAUGUUGAUGACAUGCUGGUCAAGAGUAAGAGGUCGCAGGACCACAUUGAAGACCUCUCUCAGGCAUUCAGCAUAAUGAGGUCGCAUGGAAUGAAACUCAACCCGGACAAAUGCACAUUUGGAGUGACAGGUGGAAAAUUUUUGGGGUAUAUGAUCAGCGAAAGAGGGAUAGAAGCGAAUCCAGAAAAGAUACAAGCCAUCAUGGGCCUGAGGUCGCCGAGUUCGAUCAAAGAUAUGCAGAAGCUUACCGGAAAAAUUGCAUCUUUGGGCAGGUUCAUAUCGCGAUCGGCAGAUAGAAGCCUACCAUUUUUCAAAGCCUUGAGGAAACCCAAGAGUUUCGCGUGGACUCAAGAAUGCGAACAGGCUUUACAAGAACUGAAGGAGUACCUCACCAAACCCCCUUUGCUCGCAAAUCCUAAAGAGGGUGAGACACUAUUCUUGUAUCUUGGAGUGUCCGAGAACGCGGUUAGCUCCGUACUGAUAAGGGAAGAGGCUAACAAUCAGAAUCCAGUCUACUAUGUCAGUAAAAUGCUCCAAGGGGCUGAAUUGCGGUACUCAGAGAUGGAGAAGCUCGCUCUUGCGUUAGUCGUAACUGCCCGGAAACUGCGGCCAUAUUUCCAAUCGCAUAAAGUGAUAGUGCUGACGAACCACCCCCUUAAGCAUGUGAUGUCACGACCAGAGGCCUCCGGAAGAUUAAUCAAAUGGGCGGUCGAAUUGGGGCAACAUGAUAUCGAAUACCAGCCCAGGACGGCCCAGAAGGCACAGGUGCUCGCGGACUUCAUCACAGAAUUGUCCAGCGAUCCGAAGGAGCCCGACGCCCCCGACCAUACCUGUUCGAAGUGGAUGCUACAUGUAGAUGGAUCUUCCAAUGCGAACAACGGAGGAGCAGGCGUGUUGAUCCAAGGACCCAAGGGAGUCGAGAUAGAGGUCGCAGCCCGCCUAUCAUUCCCAGUGACAAAUAACGAAGCGGAAUACGAGGCGCUGGUGUUGGGAUUGGAGCUAGCAUACGAGGCAGGAGCUCGUGAUCUAGAAGUUUUUACGGACUCACAGCUGAUCGCUAUGCAGAUCGAAGGGGCAUACGAGACGAGAGAGAGAACCAUGACAAGGUAUAAGGAGAUGGUGCAGCAAUUGAUGGGAAAGUUUAACGGAUGUACCGUUUCACAAGUUCCUCGAGCAGAAAAUGACAAAGCGGAUGCCCUGUCAAAAUUUGGGGCAGCAAUGGACGGAAUUCGAGAUCGCAAAAUCACUGCCUUAGUUCGCGAUCGAUCGGCGCUAGCGAGCGGAACAGAAAUUCAGGUCGUUUCGGAGGGCGAGUCGUGGAUGACAGAGAUUAUACGAUAUCUGGGAGAAGGCAUCCUGCCCAACGACCCACAAGCAGCAAAAAGGGUCAAGUUUCGCGCCACCCGAUUCACGAUGUUAGACGGUCAGCUCUACAAACGAACGGCGGAUGGCCCACUCUUAAAAUGCUUGGAGGGAGAGAGAGCCUUGUACGUGAUGCGGGAAAUACAUGAAGGAAGCUGCGGUAAUCAUUCGGGAGCGAGAUCGCUAGCACAGAAGGUGAUGCGGCAAGGGUUUUUCUGGCCCACCUUGGUCGAAGAUUCCAAGAACUUAGUGAGGAAAUGUGAGAGUUGCCAGAAGUACGCUUCGUUGAUACAUCAGCCGGCAACACCGUUGGAACCGAUCAAGAUAGCAUGCCCGUUCGACCAAUGGGGAAUCGACAUCGUAGGUCCUUUUCCGCCCGCACAAGCCCAAAAGAAAUUCAUCAUCGUAGCGAUCGAAUAUUUCUCCAAGUGGGUCGAAGCAGAAGCGGUAGCCAAAAUCUCGGAGAAGGAAGUCAUCAACUUCAUUUGGAAGAAUAUUAAAUGCAAAUUUGGUAUACCGCGGAAGUCAUCAACUUCAUUUGGAAGAAUAUUAUAUGCAGAUUUGGGUAGGAAAAUUACAGAAUGGUGCAAGGAGUUGAAGAUCGCGCAGCACUUCACAGCAGUCGCAAAUCCUCAAGCGAACGGGCAGACCGAAGUGACGAACCGAACUAUCUUGCAACAUUUGAAGACUCGCCUCGAGAGCAAGGGGUCGUGGGUCGACGAACUGCCCGGGGUCUUGUGGGCUUACCGAACAACGCCGCGAACCGCCACGGGUGAAACCCCUUUCUGCCUGGUGUAUGGAACCGAGGCCAUCAUUCCUGCCGAAAUCGGGGAGGAAUCGCAAAGAGUUAUGCAGUAUGAGCCCGAGACGAACCAAGCCGAACGAAGCUUCGACCUCACCGUCAUCGAAGAAAAAAGAGAGGCUGCAUAUGCCCGAAUCCUGCAUCACAAGGGCCUAAUGAUGAAGAGCCAUGAUCGUAAAAUGCGACCCCGCCAGCUGCAGAUAGGAGAUCUCGUGCUGAAGAAGGUGGAGGCGUCAAAACAUGUGGGAAAGCUGGAGCCACCCUGGGAAGGCCCUUACAAAGUGAUUGAGAUCAGAAAGAAGGGUACAUACAGGUUGCAAGACAUGCAAGGUCGCGAUCUACCACGCCCAUGGAACAUACAAAACUUGAAGAAGUUCUACGCUUGA
This is a messenger RNA of Sesamum indicum (sesame), 6600 nucleotides long. The record is from RefSeq and is a predicted model, not a curated record. NCBI's taxonomy places the organism in Eukaryota, Viridiplantae, Streptophyta, Magnoliopsida, Lamiales, Pedaliaceae.